Molecule: messenger RNA, 2988 nt
Organism: Arxiozyma heterogenica
Lineage: Eukaryota; Fungi; Ascomycota; Saccharomycetes; Saccharomycetales; Saccharomycetaceae
Gene: RAP1
Product: DNA-binding transcription factor RAP1
Exons: 1
Coding region: 1-2988 (995 amino acids)
Biological process (GO): regulation of DNA-templated transcription; telomere maintenance via telomere lengthening
Cellular component (GO): shelterin complex
Molecular function (GO): telomeric repeat DNA binding
Source: RefSeq, a predicted model, not a curated record
AUGUCUGCACCAGAGGAAUUUGAUACUGCUAAAGAAACAUUUGAUUCAGUUGAGCAUUUUGUUGAUGCUUUAGAUGCCAAUAUGCUUCAUAAUAAGGAUAAUGAAGAUAAUAAUAGUAGUAUAAAUAGUAAUAAUAACAACAAUACUAAUGCUACAAAUUCUAUCGCUACCACUUCCGCAGAUAAAGCUUCCACAAAUAAUACUUCUAACAACAACAACAGUAAUAAUAAUGAUAAUGAUAAAACGGCAGAUAAUACUAAUAAUACCACAGAUUCUACCAAUAGCUUAGAUAAUGAAACCAAUGAUCAGAAUAAUAAUAUUAACACCGAAGAAAAGAUAUCCAAUAGUAACGAUAAUAGUGUUGCUACCACUAAUCCUGUUGAUUCUCAGACCGCAUCAACCACAAAUUCUUCCUCAAAUGAAGCUAUAACCGUUUCCAAUAUUCCAAAUACUACAACUGACACCACUACUUCUAUUAAUAACACAACUUUCGCUAGUAUUCCUACCGACAAUACAAAAGAUACCAGUAAUUCAGGUAGCGUCGAUUCGAAUAAAACCAAUACUAUGGAAACUAAAAAUUCAGGUAAGAAAUUUUGGGAAGGUAAGAGAUUCUAUAUUAAUGAUGCACAGGACGCUCAUGACAAUAUGAAUGACGCCAAAUUAUUGGUUAGAUUAAUCUCAGAUAACGGUGGUGAAGUGCUAAGUAAAUUACCAGACGUAAAUGAUCCUACAAUUUCAACUCUAGAUAAGAACCUUUUGGUAGUAUCUCCAUAUAACGACACUAAUUUAGUUACUGUUAGCCCAACGUAUAUUAAAGCAUGUGUCCAAAGUAAUACUCUUUUAAAUUAUCAAAAUUAUUUGGUCCCAUUCGAUAAAAACAGAAUUUCGAAUAAUGAAAAAAAGGGAGAGGAUGAGCAGAAUGAUAAAGCCAAUGAUGAUGAUAAUGCUGAGGGCCAAUCUGAUGGAUCAUUUGAUACUAAUGUGGCUGCAAACAAUAUUUUAUCUAACGAUAAUCUGAGUACAGCUGUCGCUGUUGCCAAUGCUACCAUUACUGCCACUACUGUCACCCCCCUUCAUCCUACUACUACUGUUACAACUGGAACUGACGCUCCCAUGACAGAUUCCACAAAUACAGAUUCUACACCAUCCAAUAAUGAAAAUAAAACGAAUCCAUAUGACAAAGAUAAUACAUCAUCGACUAACAAUUUCAAACAAAAUGAAACUUCUAUUAAAGUGGAUGUUGAAUCAGAAUUAUCCAUGGUUGAUACAAGUGAUAGUAAUGGAAAUUCUUUAAAACAUACACCAUUACCACCAAAUUUUUCAUCACAUAAGAAUGUUUUUAGUGAAGACGAAGACCAGUUCAUUCUUGAUGUUGUUAGAAAGAAUCCAACAAGAAGAUCCACUCAUACUUUAUUUGAAGAAAUUUCUAGAUUCAUGCCCAACCACACCGGAAACUCAAUUCGCCAUAGAUAUAGAGGUUAUCUAUCGAAAAGAUUGGAUUUUGUUUAUCAAGUAGACAAAAAUGGAAAAUUAGUUCGCGACGAACGUGGGAAUUUGAUCAAGACAGACGUUUUACCACCUUCUUUAAAGAGAAAAUUUACAGCAGAUGAAGAUUAUGGUUUGGCCAUUGCCAUCAAAAAACAAUUCUACCGUGACGCUUUCCAAGUAGACCCAGAAUCUGGUUCAUCUUUGAUAUCACAUCAAGAAACUGCUGUAGAUAUUGCUAAAAGGAAUAUGACCAUGGAUCCACAUCAUGUUCCCGGCAAUGAACCAUCCUUUAAAGAUUUUAGAGUCUAUGGUCGCCGUGGUCCAGUAGCUAGAGAAUUUUUUAAAACAUAUGCAGAAUUGGUUCCAACACAUACCGAGAGUGCAUGGAGAGAUCGUUUUAGAAAGUUUUUACUUGUGUUUGGGAUUGACGCUUAUAUUGAUUAUUACGAGGAAUGCAAAACUAUUGGUAAAGAACCUGAACCAUUGAAAAACAUGACAGUAAGAAAAAAGAAGAGAGGUGACCUCACCCCUGGUAAUUAUAACUCUUCCUUAAAAAGAGCAGUUUCUGCUUCUGAAGCUGUUUUUGACCCAAUGAAUUCAAAAAGAAGACAUUAUAUGGAAUCUACUGAACCUGAAUUAAUCAAAUCUGAUCAAAAUACAGGUAAUAUUAGUGCUACUACAGUUGCUGGUACAAAUAAUGGGAACAGUAGUAUGGUCAACACUGGUGUAUCUCUUGAGAACAAAAAUAUCAAUUCUACAAAUCAUCAUGGAGGAAAAAUGACAUCUAAUGAACCACAUGUAACCUUAGAACAAACUCCAUUUGAGGUAACACCUCGUCAUAAAUCAGAUAGUGCAAGUUCAAUAGCUGAAAAUAAUAAAAUCAAACCAACUCAUAGAAAAACUACUGAAGAUUAUGAUAAUGAAUUAUUAGAUGAAGAAACCAGAAACUUUAUUUCUAGUUUAAAAGAUGAUUUGAAUAAAAUCAAUAAUAACCUGCCAUUUGAAUACCCACCAGAUAUUGCAGAAGCCAUUAGGACUGAUUAUGCAAUGGAAGAAAUGAAGUAUGAUACCAUUGAUCCUGACACAAUUCAGUGGCCACCAAAGAUUGCAUCAAUGGAUCUUUUCUUACCAAAAUUCUUCCAAUUGGAAAGCACCCGCGAAUUUAUGAAAAGAGUUAACGAUGUAAUAUCAAGAGAUUAUGAGCCUUCACAAGCUGAAAUGUUGGUUCAAAAUUUGGCUGAUGAAUGCGGUAUUAGAAGAAAUUUCUGUACUGCCAUGUUAACGUCAUUGAGUGGUGACCUGAUGGUGAUCCCAAGAUAUUUCCUAAACAUGUUCCAGACAGAUACUAAUCCACCAUCCAAUGUCCCUGGUAUCUGGACAGCUUCUGAUGAUGCAAUGUUAAGAAAAGGCGGUCCUCGUGAAUUAAAGGAAUUAGAAAAGAAACACGGUAGUGGUCGUAUCGAAAUGAGAAAAAGAUUUAUAGAGACUGCCUUAAUUUAG